AAGUGGCCGGUGGGCAUUGCUCCAACAGCUAUGCAGAAGAUGGCGCAUCCCGAUGGGGAAAUUGGUAAUGCACGCGCCGCUGGCAAAGCUGGUUCUAUAUUUAUACUGAGCACACUUUCCACCACAUCGUUGGAGGAUUUAUCGGCAGGAGCGCCUGAUACUUGCAAAUGGUUCCAGCUAUAUAUCUACAAAGAUCGAUCACUUACUGAGAAAUUGGUGCGCCGGGCUGAAAAGGCAAAUUUCAAGGCACUUGUUCUAACUGUUGAUGCGCCAAUCUUUGGCCACCGGCGCAGCGAUGUCCGCAACAAGUUCAGUUUGCCGUCGCACUUAAAACUGGCGAACUUCCAAGGAGAUUUGGCGAAUGGUGUAAUAACCAUGGGUGGAUCUGGCAUAAACGAGUAUGUGGCCAGCCAAUUUGAUGCCAGUAUUACCUGGAAGGACAUUGCUUGGCUUAAGCAGCUGACAAAGCUGCCCAUCAUUGCAAAGGGCGUGUUGACCGCCGAGGAUGCCGUCUUAGCCCGGGAAUUCGGAUGCGCCGGCGUAAUUGUCUCCAAUCAUGGCGCCAGGCAAAUCGACACCGUCCCAGCUUCAAUAGAAGCAUUGCCCGAGGUGGCGAAAGCUGUGGGCAACGAUCUGGUUGUAAUGUUAGAUGGCGGCAUUAUGCAGGGAAAUGAUAUCUUCAAGGCAUUGGCGUUGGGUGCCAAGACCGUUUUCAUAGGGCGUCCGGCUGUCUAUGGUCUGGCCUAUAAUGGACAAAGUGGCGUCGAGCAGUUACUGAGUGUACUGCGAAAAGAUUUGGAAAUUACUAUGUCGCUGACCGGUUGCCAAACUUUGAGUGACAUUCAGCCGGGAAUGGUGGUGCACGAGUCUUUCUAUUCGAAAUUGUAAUAUUAAUUAAAAGUGAGCACAUUGCCAAAGAUU
Molecule: messenger RNA, 921 nt
Organism: Drosophila navojoa
Lineage: Eukaryota; Metazoa; Arthropoda; Insecta; Diptera; Drosophilidae
Gene: Hao
Product: Hydroxyacid oxidase
Biological process (GO): fatty acid alpha-oxidation
Cellular component (GO): peroxisomal matrix
Molecular function (GO): FMN binding; (S)-2-hydroxy-acid oxidase activity
Source: RefSeq, a predicted model, not a curated record